Molecule: messenger RNA, 8781 nt
Organism: Talpa occidentalis (Iberian mole)
Lineage: Eukaryota; Metazoa; Chordata; Mammalia; Eulipotyphla; Talpidae
Product: zinc finger protein 345-like
Biological process (GO): negative regulation of transcription by RNA polymerase II
Molecular function (GO): DNA-binding transcription repressor activity, RNA polymerase II-specific
Source: RefSeq, a predicted model, not a curated record
CGUCCGCCCGAACGUUCUGGCGCCUCCGCGAGCGCUGGGGCGCCACGAGGCCGCGUGUGGCGGGCUCUGGACAGGAGACUCCAGGACCCCGUGCAGCUGCCUCCGUCCUCUGUACUGGACCCCAUAGCCCCUCCCAGCGCCGCCUCCCGAGCCCUGGCACGUCUGCGAGAGCAGCGACAAUGGACCAGUCUCUGGCUGCCGGCCCUGAGAUGAGAAAUGUUCCCUCAGAAGGGACGGUGUCAUUUGAAGAUGUGGCUGUGAACUUCACGUGGCAGGAGUGGCGGUACCUGAGUGAAGCUCAGAGGACCCUGUACUGGGAUGUGAUGCUGGAGACCUGCAAUCACCUGGUGUCCCUAGGGCACUGUGUUACCGAUCCUAAGGAGAGCAUCAGGUCGGAGCAGGGAUUACAGUUGUGGACUGUGGAUGAUCCCCCAAACCAGGACCACUCAGAUGUCUAUACUGUGGAUCACCUGACUCAGGACAGCCCUGCAAAUCAGGGCAGACAUGCGUGGCAAGUUCUUACCACCAGCAGCAAAAUACCAUCCAACGAGAGAACUGACUUAAUGGAAAAAAGCAAUUUGCACUCAAUUCAUUGUUUGAACCAUAGUAUCAAAAAUGAAAACAAUUCAGCAAUGAUGCCUGAGAACUUUACUAUACAUAGGACCAUGAUGAUCCCUGGUAAGCCUCAUGAAGGGCAUGCUGGAGAGAACAAGGAGGUCUUUAGUAGAAUGAGGAAACCUAUCAAGUAUCCUGAGCACCUUAGUCACCAGGUGAUUCAGAACGUUCAGCAGCCUUUUGAAUUUCGUGAACAAGGAAAAGUCGUGAGUGAAGAAACAGUAUUUACACCUAGAGGAGCCCUUCUGGAAGGGAUUGUCCGUAAAUGCAAUGAGUGCAGGGACACCCAUGAUAAGGUACCUUUCGUUGUCCGAGACAGAACCCAAGGAGGACAGACUCCCUGCAGUUGUAAUGAAAAGGGGAGAGCUGCGGAGAUGACUCCAUUGCAUUUGAAUCCUCCUAGGUAUGUUGAACAUGAGCAGCAGAAAUGUUGUGAAAGUGGGGCCAGUCUCAGAAACACAUUUCAUACCUAUCCGCGUGAGAGUACCCAGUUAGGAAAGAAUAAUUUGGGAUAUAAGAGAUAUGGUGAAGCGGCCUCUAAAACCUCUGUUCUGACUGAACAUCAGAAAACACAAGCAGACGAUCAACCUUAUGAGUGUGGGGGCACCGCUGAGAUUUCCUUACAGAGGGGAUACCAGAGAAAUCUCACUGCAGUAAAGUUGUUUGGCUCUAACAAUUAUGUGAAAACUUACUCAUGGAAGACUGCCCUCACUUUACAUCCACAUUCUCAAACGGGAGUGAAGCGCUACCCGUGCCAGGUGCGUAAGAAAACUUUCAGGCGGAAACAUGCUUUUAGUGUCCAUCAGAGAACUCAUACAAGGGAGAAAUCCUAUCAAUGUCAGGUGUGCAGGAAAGUGUUCUCCCGUAAGUCAGUUCUUGUUCUACAUGAGAGGACUCACACUGGAGAGAAAUGCUAUGAAUGUGAAGGGUGUGGGAAAGCUUUUUCCAGGAAGUCUCACCUUACUGAGCAUCAGAGAAUUCACACUGGAGAGAAGCCUUACGAAUGUCAAGAGUGUAGGAAGACUUUCCUCUGGAAAUCAUCCCUCAGUAAACAUCAGAGAAUUCACACUGGAGAGAAGCCCUAUAAUUGUGAAGGGUGUGGGAAAGCUUUUUCUAGUAAGACACACCUUAUUAGACAUCAGACAAUUCACACUGGAGAGAAACCCUAUGAAUGUGAAGGGUGUGGUAAAGCUUUUUCCAGUAGGUGUUACCUCAGUGAGCAUCAGACAAUUCACAGUGGAGAGAAGCCUUAUGAAUGUCAAGAGUGUAGUAAGACUUUCCGAUGGAAAUCAUCCCUCAGUCAACAUCGGAGAAGUCACACUGGAGAGAAAUCCUAUUAUUGUGAAGAGUGUGGGAAAGCUUUUUCCAGUAAGUGUUACCUCAGUGAGCAUCAGAGAAUUCACACUGGAGAGAAGCCUUAUGAAUGUCAAGAGUGUGGGAAGACUUUCCAGUGGAAAUCAUCCCUCAGUAAACAUCAGAUAAUUCACACUGGAGAGAAACCCUAUGAUUGUGAAGGGUGUGGGAAAGCUUUUUCCCGUAAGUCACACCUCAUUAGACAUCAGAGAAGUCACACUGGAGAGAAACCCUAUGAUUGUGAAGGGUGUGGGAAAGCUUUUUCCCGUAAGUCAUACCUCAUUAGACAUCAGAGAAGUCACACUGGAGAGAAACCCUUUGAUUGUGAAGGGUGUGGGAAAGCUUUUUCCCGUAAGUCAUACCUCAUUAGACAUCAGAGAAGUCACACUGGAGAGAAACUCUAUGAUUGUGAAGGGUGUGGGAAAGCUUUUUCUAGUAAGCCACACCUCAUUACACAUCAGAGAAUUAUUCAUAGUGGAGAGAAAUCCUAUGAGUGUCAAGAAUGUGGGAAGGCUUUCCGCCAGAAAUCAUCCCUCAGUAAACGUCAGAGAAGUCACAGUGGAGAGAAGCCUUAUGAGUGUCAAGAGUGUGGGAAAACUUUUUCCAGUAAGCAAGCUCUCACUGGACAUCAGAGAUGUCACUGGACAAAAUCCCUAUGAUUGUGAAGAGUGGGAAAAUUUUUCAGGAAGUCAGCCCUCACUAGGCAUGACAAACUCCACACUGGAGGGAAAUGCUAUGAAUGUCAAGAGUGCGCAGGCAGGCCUCCCCUGGUGGUGCAGGUGGUUGAGUGCAGCGCUGUGAAGCUGUCCGUGGCCUUUGCGGUGGGAGUUUGAUUCCCUGGCCGGCCAGGAGCAGCCCCAUAGUGCGGCAGACCUCUCCUGUCUCACCCGCUGCAUGUAUUUCAGCAGUGUAUUUCGGUCAGUCUGCCUGUUCUGUUCCCCGCUCUGUCUCUGGUGCAUCCUCUCACCCUCCCACACAUCUGGCCUGUACCCUGGUUCUUGUAUGCUUGAAUAAAUAAAAAUCUUUUAAAAAUCUUCAAACUUAGGAGCUCAAACCACAUCAUGCAGCUGACAGCAAUGGGAACUGACAUACAGUUUCAAUCCUAAUUGCGUGGAGUUACCUGGUUCACUCAGUUCUCCCAAGCUGUAUUGCUGUUCCUGUUGCUGUUGCUCCUAGUAUCCUCUUAAGUUCCUGGGCGAUGCUAUGCCUGUCCACAGCAGCUGUCUGUCUACAUGGCACACUGCAUGUUGCGUGGGUAAGUGAUCCCUCUGGGUUUUCUAACUUAGUCGUCACAUUCUGUCCAGUACUCUAAGUCUCUGGUGCCCUCCGAUGCUGGAAUUGCUCACCACCAAAAUGUCCUCCUCUAGAAGGAAAUGUUGAACUGUGUGCUCUCGGCUAUAGGUUGAGGUCUGCAGCUGUCUUUACCUACCUUUCAUGAUGAAGGUUUUUUGGGGCCUCCCUGGUGGCCUCGGUGUUAAGUCUCAGCGCUAUUGCCUGCUCUGGCCAGGGUUUCAGCCCCAGCUAGGGAGCCGCCCCACAUAUGGCCGCAGCAGGCCUCUCCUGUGUCACCUGCUGCUCCUGUUAAUCAGGUAUUUCAGUGGUUCUGCCUGUUUGUCACCACACUCAGUAUCUGGUGAAUUCUCUCACCCCCGAGCCUCUGGUCUACACCCUAGUUCUACAAAAUAGGGGAAUUUUGUUAGAAGAUUAACUCUGCAUACAAGAUCUGGGGUGCAAACCGGUGGUAUGAGGGGGUGAGAGGAUUCUCCAUAGAGAGAGUGGGGUGCACAACAGGCGGAUCUACUGAAAUCCACUGCUGAGGGAGGCAGUGGGGAAACAGGAGAGGUCUACUGUGCCCGUGGGUCACCUCCCUGGCCAGUGAUCGAACUCGUGUCUGCAGUACUGAGAACAGCUUCAUAGUACUGAGACUUCACCCCUGCACCAACAGAGGCCCCUGAAAUUUUUUAAAGGAAAGGAUUCUUGUCUGUUAAUUUUUUUUUUUAAUAAAUUGUUGUUCAUCUUUGUGCAAUAUUGGAUUGCUCCCCUUCUGUAUAAUUCUUGCAAAUGUCCUGUCCACACCGCCCCUGUGACCGUCACCCCAGGCCCUGGUGCUCCUCCUCCCCUCCUGGCCCCUCUUCUGCCCCAUCCCCUGCUGGCGUCUCAGCUCUGUCAUCUGCCUGCUAGUUUUGUCUUUUUCCCCUGACCCUUUCUUCGUUCGCCUGUAUUCCUCCUGGAGGUGAUGAUGUAAUCCUGGUCUUUUUUCUUCACUCUUUGUUCAGAACAUAAUCCCUUCUGCCAUUGCUGGUCGAGCCCUGAAUGUGGUCUUUGUCUGAGUCAGUUCAUACCUUGGGGUGAGUGGUCGGUGUGUUAGGUGGUGGCCGAGGAAGUCCUUGAUGUAACUCUUGCUCCCACUCCCCCCUCAGGGUGUGUUUCUUUGGCUCCUUGGUGAUGCCGAGCGGAGAGUUUGUGCAGCAGGCCCAGAGUCUGAGGUCUCGGGUGUGCUCUUCUUCAUUUCUUGUCUUUGGUACGAAAGUACUUCCAGGUGGAGCCCAGAGUUCCAGAAGAGCCAGACAUUUAUUCACAGGAGUAAGGACAAGAAAGCUCCCUGAGCAGAACGGUCCCAAGGGUUGUCCGCUGGGGCCAAGAAGCAGGGGCUCCCACGGCUGUGGCGGGCAGGGAGCAGGGGCUGGUCGUGAGGAUCUCUGCCGCAUGUCUCUUGCUGAGGGGCUUGGCCUGAGGGCUCUCCCGAGGCUCUGAGUCCCGCUAAGUUUGCCCCCGUUACUCGCCCGCAUGUCCACACCUAGCCUCAGUCUGUGGAUUUGCAGUCGUGCCCUGUGUAGGCUCCACGGUGUCCUCUCCGCGGGGCUGGGCUCGGGGCCCGUCCAUCGGGGAUUGUUUCUCUGAUCAUGGAUUUGGGACUUGGGCGCCCACUCCUCCCUGUCCGUGCCCUCUACGCAGCUUCCUCAGUCAGGAACAUCUCUACGGCCAAAGCCCCCGUCCUGUGUUUCCAGGUCGGUGACUGAUGGGGUGUCUGUCCCCUGAGAGCAUCCUCCCUGAUUCAGGGGGAGGUACAUUGGUCCCUUCAAACUCCACCUGGAGUGUCGUGGCCACGGGCCUUAUUCCUCAACACGCCGUGGGAGGUCGCUGAGGUUUUCACCCCUAGGCCGCAGGACGGUUUCCAUGAUGCUGCAGGCUCCUACGUGUCCUCGAGCACCCUUUAAAGAUGGCAUCGGCCCCCUCAGCCUUCACCUCAGACCUUGUCCAAAGAGGCCUGCAGGGUUUGCUAAGACAAUGCUCCUCUGCUAGUACCAUGUUCCCUGGAAGUGUCUGUUGCUGUGACGUGACCCAUGUGGGCUGUUGCAGCAAGGGUCACUCUCUGCUCUGAAGGUGACUCAUGGGUUCAGGGGACUCGUGUCAUGUCCCCCUACAGGUGUGUUGGGGCAUCCAGGGGUGUGGCUUGUGAGGCCUCUGUGGAUGGGUGGGCGGCCCAGGUGGGUGGUGAUGCUGUCAGCGGUGGUCCAGGAGAGGCCUCCACCGUGCUCCAUGGGGACCUUGCCCAGCUCAGCCGCAUCCCGGGGUCAGGAUGCGCAGCAUCAGCACAGCCCAGAGACACUGUCCACGCUCCAGCGGUGAGGACACUACAGGAGCCUUGAUCUCCAGGGACAGGUUGUGGACCAGGGCAGGGGAGCAAUCCCCAGAGACGAGUGGGGAGCAGAACAGGCAGAUCCAUUGAAAUCCACUGCUGAGGGGAGCCGCGGGGAGACAGGAGAGGUGCUGCGCCCUGUGGGUCAGCUCCCUGGCUGGGGAUGGAGUUCUUGCUGCAGUGGCUGUGGACAGCUUCACGGUCUGAGACUUACGGAGCAGGGAGGCUAUGGGUCCAUUCUUGUGUGGGGUGCUUAUCCUUCGGAUAUGGGGACAAGAGGUGUGUGCUACUUGCAGGUCUGUGCCAUCUCCAUUGGUCGCCCCCACCUCUAAGUUCAUCCCCUGGAUGAAAGGGAGUGUACCCAUAAGAUACCAAGAUGGAUGGCCGGUCUUGGGCUGCGAGGUUCUCUUUCUCUGGAGAAGCAGAACUGCUCGGGAAGAACAUGUUGGUCUUGGUAAUGUAGCCAGGCUAGAAGACAAAGAAUAGUUUGACUUUUAACCCUUUGCACUCCGAACCAUUCUGGACAUUGGCUACAAGCUACUCGAUGCUACUUUGCAGCGGAAACGUGCAUUUACAGACCCUCGUAUUAUUUAGUAUAAUUUUGGAACCAAGUAACAUAUUAUAAUGAUAUUGGACAUACAUGAAUUGGGUGACAUCGAGGAAUGUAUAUUUACAAAAAAAACAAUAUUUUAUUGUUUAUAAUUUUGUACAGUACGAUAAGUUUUGUAACACUCCCCAAUAUGCAUUGCAGGCUGAUUAGUGGAGCUCAUCUUUACUACUACUUGUGUCAUGAGACUCAUUCGUGGUUGGACGCUUUGCCAUUGUUCUAAUAAAAAUAUAAAUAAAUGCAUGGGUUGAAAGUUUCUAAUUGUUAUUACUAACUGACAAGAUGAUAUUUACCAAAAUAGCUUUCACCAAACAAUUUAUUCACUAAGAAAAGAAUCACUUUUCCGAUUUUCUCCUCUUUAGAUUUAUGUGCACUGCUCGAGGCUUCAAACCAAAAUGAGCUCAGCUUUGAAAAUCUUUUCCUCCAGAUGUAGACUUGUUUAUUUGUAAUUAUAUAUCUCACUACACAGUGCACACUGUUUGAAAACUGACCUUUCUUCUACAAAGUCCCCUUAUUACUCUUUUCAAGUGGCAUAUUGAAGUCCUCGGACCGUUGUGAGCACGCAUCUCACAUUCUUGUCCGACACAAAACCCACUGACAUUUUUUGUAUAUAUCUUAGUAAUUUUACGAUAUUUUGAUUUAAUUUCUUGUGCCAUUUCAAGAUAAAACUUCAGGGAAACAUGCAUGUCUCAAAAAGUUGCGUUGAAAUAACUCAAUUCCCCAUAAUCACUAAUAAAUUGCAAUGUCCCCUGAGAGGGGACAUCCGAGUGAUAUGCUAGAAUUCCGAUGUCCCCUGAGAGGGGACAGCAGAGUGCAAAGGGUUAAGCAAUGAGCAGAAAGAACGCAGGUCUAUUUUGGGGAUGAAUGUAAGCCUUUGGGACACCCUGGUUUCAGAAAUAAGAGUAACAUGACAGAGUGAGUGUAUGUAAUAACACCAAACUCCGCAUUGAAAAACAUAUGCCUUCCUGGGCCUCCCUGGUGGUGCAGUGGUUGAGCGCUGGGUUGCGAAGCUGCCCGCGGCCUCUGCGGCACCGGUUCAAUCUCCGGCUGCUCCCCGGCCAUCAGAGGAGGGUCCCACAUGGUGCGCAGACCUCUCCUGCCGCCUGCUGCUCCCCUCAGCAGUGUACUUCGGUCCUUCUGCCUGUUCUGCUCCCCGCUCUGGCUCUGGUGAAUUCUCUCACCCUCCCGCGCUUCUGACUGUACCCAGUGCUUGUAUAAACCAAACAAACAAACAAAUAAAUAAAACAUGCCUCUAUUAAAAAAAAAAAAAGAAAAACAUAUGCCUUCCUAAGUACAAGUAAUGAACUAGAAGAGGAAAGCCAUUAACAAAGCCAUUCCACCUACAAUUGCACACGCAAAAAAAUUAACUGGGAAUAAAUUUAACAGAGGAGGUGAAAGACUUUUACAAGGAAAACUAUCAAACAUUGUGGAAACAAAUAAUAGAAAGCAUAGAGAAAUGGAAAGAAAGACCCAGCACAUGGGGUGGAAGAAUCAACAUUGUCCAAAGGGCCAUCCAACCCAAAGCCCCUUCUAGAUUCACUGCAACCCCAAUAAAUAUCCCGAUGGCAUUUUUCAGAGGAAUAGAACAAAGAUUACUUAAGUUCAUAUGGAAACACAACAGACCCCAAAUAACCAAAGCUUUCCUGAUUAAAAGCAGGGGGAAAUGAAGGAGUCACACUUCUGACCUCAAACUAAAGGUAAGGGGCCUCCCUGGUGGCCCAGGGGUUAAACACAGUGCUCUCAAACUACUGCCAGCCACUGUGCACAAGUUGGAUCCCCAGCCGGCCAGGGAGCUGACUGCCAUGUGCCUCAGACCUCUCCUGACUGGCCUGCUGGGCCCCUCAGCAGUAUAUUUUGUCAGUCGGCCUGCUCUGUUCCCUGCUCUGUCUCUGGUGAAUCCUCUCAACCCCGGCAUCUGCGGCCUGUACCCCAGCUCUUGUGUGCAUAAAUAAAUAAAUCUUAAAUAUUCGUUAAACGAGUAUUUUGGAAAGCCAAAUAAAUAAUUGAGCUAGAGUUACCUUAUCAAAUCCUUAGUUAUAAAUUAAUCUGACUUGUGAUAUCAUUUUGAAGAGUACUACUCAUAAGUAGAUUCAUGAAACAAAUCUGUAAAAACUUGGAUGUGUGCAAGAAUAUGUGGAACAUCCUGAGAGACAGAAAAUACAUCCCAAGAGCAGGCCAGGAGGAGCUGCUCACCUUCUCACAAGCAGGGAUGAGCAUCAAGCAGUCUCGGGCAGGGAGAGGCCGCGUUGUUUCCAGCUCGUGUCAUGAGACUUUCCUGGGCUUGGCUGCGGUGACCGACAUGUCGGCCAAGGUGAGGUGAAGUGUGGACUCUCUCUCAGUCCUGAGAGCUGGGGUGGAGGACGUGGAUGCUGCUCAGAGCGCCGUCUCGCCGUGACUCUGUGCACCCUGCUCAGCGGCCUUUCUGGGUGAGCUGAGGAAACAGUGUGAAGGACACGUGAAGUCUGUGAAAAGGCUGAGUAACCUAGGAAUGUUUUCCCUCUGCGGCGGGCCCUGUGCUGGCUCCGACUGCUCCCAGCCCUCCAGGGAAGCCCUCUGGGAAGCCGGA